CAUGACGCCCGGCCUGCUAGCGCACACUGUCUCCUUCCUCUCAUGCGAUUUUGCCGUCGCCUUCCUCCCGGCCUCGUACUUUCGCUGCCGCUUCCGCUCAUCAGACGGCGAGCGGCUCGCGAUCACUGCACCUUUGUGCGUUGCGGUGGGUGCUUUCGCUCUGUCCCUCUUCGCCGACCAUUGCGGGACGUGGUUGCGACUGCUGGCCGUGGCCGCGGCGCAGGCCGCGAGCAUCGCCAUCCUCUGGCCCUGGCGCUGGCGACUGGUCGGCGGCUUGCUCGGCCUUUCGGCGGCGGCUCUGACCAAAGCACACGAGAGUGAGCACACGCUCGCGGGCGGAUGCGCGCUCGCAGUCGCGGCUGCAGCUAUCGCCGCUGCCCCAGCCGCAGCUUCGCUCGCUGCCAUGGCCCUCGAGCGCCCGGCUGCCGCUUCGGCGAGCAUUGCUGCCGUCGCGGUCUGUGCGUCGCACGGCAGCGCUGUCUGGCGGGCCGUGCGCCACUUGCUCCUCGUCGAGGAGGUCGGCCUCGCCCACGCGUCCGCGCGCCGCGUCUUGGGCGCCGACAGCCUCGAGACACACCUCUCGACGCUCGCGCUCACCACGCUGCACUGCCAGCUCGCCCUCGGCCAGCUGGGCGUGACGUACGUCAAGGCGGCGCAGCAGCGGAAGAACCGGCGGCCUCGUUCGCGAGGCUGCUUGCUGCUCCUCGCCGGCGGAGGAGAGAGCCUCGCCGCCACGGCCCGCUCCGACCUGACGCUGGACGCGCACGCGGACGCCCUCAAGGAGAGCGUGCACACCAUCUUCUCUCUCGCCGAGCGGAAGCUCUUCUCCCUCCCAAAGAUGGCGCUACUCCCCUCGGUCCUCCUCCGCCACCCGCGCCUCGCCCUCGCCGGGCUUCCGAUCAUCCUCGGCCUCGACGCCGCCAAGUCGGCGCUCCACGCGGCGCUGACCGACGCCUUCGAGGAGCACCGCAAGGCGGAGAAGCGCGCCGACUCGCGCUUGGCGCGCGUGGCGGCGCAGCUGACGGCGGCCGGCUCGCUCGAGCUCGCGCGCGAGCGGUGGGGCGAGGUAGCGCUGCAGGCGCAGGCGGAGGAGCGGUGCAAGCACGUGAUCAACGCGCUGCGCAACUGGAUCGGCUGGCUCUACUGGCAGGACGUCCUUCACCCGUCGAUUGAGGUUGGCAUCGCCUGGCUGCUCGAGGCGCAGCUCGCUUCCGUCCGCCGCAACUCGGUCGAGCUCGUCGCGCUGCACGCGGCGGUCGCCGAGGCGCAGGCGGCAGCUCGAGUCCGCUGCAGCUUCGGUGACGAGCACGGCGGCGACACUUCAGCGACCGUGCGCGUGCGGUGCGAGUUCACGCGCGGCGCUUCUCGCGUGGUCGUCGGCAGCGGCGGGGAGAGCGUCGAGCUCCGCCCGUCGGUCUACGCGCUGUUUGGCCCAAACGGGAGCGGCAAGAGCAGCCUCCUCGCACUCCUCUCCUCGUGCGCUCGCGGCGGGGCCCUGCCGGCCGGGCUGGCGCUGGCCGGCGAGUGCGACGUGACGCAGCGGCUCUACUGCCCGCUCUCCUGCCAGCCCGUCCGCUGGCUCGCCCCCUCCGCCCACCGCAACACCUCGCUGGCUCCGCUGGCGGCGCGAGCCGCGGCACUGCUCACGGAGCUCCACUUUUGGAGCCGGCGCGACGACGGCGCGGCGGCGGGCGGCGGUACGGAGGGCGGCGAGGGGAGGCGGGAGGAGGAGGAGAGCCUUGCUGCCGAGCUGAUGGCGGAGCACGAGGAUUACUGCGGCGCCCUCUCGGGCGGGCAGCGCGCCAAGCUGGAGCUGGUGCGGUCGGUGCUGCUGCGUCCCGUUUGCCCGAGGCUGCUGCUGCUCGACGAGUUCUUCGCGCCCCUUUCGGCGUGGAGCAAGGCGCUCGUGGCGGGCAGGCUGCGCGCGGCCUGCCCCGACAGCGUCGUUGUGGUCGUCUACCACCCAGACAGCAUGCCCGAGGCGGGCGAGGGAGAGGCGGCCGACGCGCUCUGCGAUCUCGCGGGAGGUGCUUUCUUCGACGCGUUCAUGGAGGUGCGCGACGGGAAGCUGCUUCCGCCAAAGCCGUGCCAGGCCGCAGCGAGAAUCGACAGCGAAGCCCAAGCGAAAUAGACACGCUUUGUGUUGGAUAUUAUUGAGGGAAUCG
Emiliania huxleyi CCMP1516 is the source of this 2165-nucleotide messenger RNA. RefSeq lists its product as hypothetical. Gene Ontology annotation, molecular function: ATP binding; ATP hydrolysis activity. The annotation marks the transcript as partial. The transcript is spliced from 8 exons. The record is from RefSeq and is a predicted model, not a curated record. NCBI's taxonomy places the organism in Eukaryota, Haptophyta, Isochrysidales, Noelaerhabdaceae.